Messenger RNA from Vicia villosa (hairy vetch), 544 nucleotides. RefSeq names its product MAPK kinase substrate protein At1g80180-like. The record is from RefSeq and is a predicted model, not a curated record. Lineage: Eukaryota; Viridiplantae; Streptophyta; Magnoliopsida; Fabales; Fabaceae. The coding region runs from base 21 to 332 and encodes 103 amino acids. The transcript has a single exon.
AGUUAGUGAGUGAAAAAGUGAUGGCUAGUCUUCCAAGAUCUCAAGUAUCGUUCAGAAGAUCAGGUUCUUCUGGUCUUGUUUGGGAUGAUACAUUCUUAUCAGGAGAAUUAAACAAACUCAAUACAGAACAACAACAAUAUAAGAAUACUACUACUAUUGAAGACGACAAUAAUAAUAAUAAUCUCAAAGAGCAUCACACUGGAUACCGUACAGUAAAAGUCUCCCCUUCGACGAACGAUCCACCGUCUCCGAAAAUCUCUGCGUGCGGGUUCUGUAAUCCUUUUGCGAAAAAGAGUCAACCGAUGAAGCCCGGUACGCGCCGAUCGAGGUAGGAAUGGUCGCAUAUUGAAUUGAAUCGCUGUCUCGAAGCUUUGCCGGAAAAAACACAACAGUGAAAUUUGAAUUUUGAUAUCUCUGUUUUGUGUGUCCGAGUUUAGUUUUUCUUUUCUUUUUUAUACUGUUGAGUUUGGAUUAAUGGUUGAUUGUAAUUAUUAUGCGUAAGAUAUUUAUUAUGCGUAAUUACUAUAUUUAGUUUUCCUUGUUA